Phytophthora infestans T30-4 is the source of this 2181-nucleotide messenger RNA. RefSeq lists its product as uncharacterized. Gene Ontology annotation, molecular function: protein dimerization activity; dihydroxy-acid dehydratase activity. NCBI's taxonomy places the organism in Eukaryota, Oomycota, Peronosporomycetes, Peronosporales, Peronosporaceae. Gene Ontology annotation, biological process: branched-chain amino acid biosynthetic process. Bases 1 to 2181 code for a protein of 726 amino acids. The record is from RefSeq and is a predicted model, not a curated record. The transcript has 5 exons.
AUGCAGACGCCGGACUCCGCAAGACCGCAAGAUGCUGAGCAAGACAAUGCAGCGCUCGGGUUCUUCUUCACCGAUCCCGCCACUUUCACGCAGCCCAAGGCGCGCGGUGCCUCGCAAGUCAUGCUGUACGUCACUGGCAUGACAGAGGAAGACAUGGACAAACCCCAGGUGGGUAUCGCCUCCAUAUGGUGGGAGGGAAACCCGUGCAACAUGCACCUGUUGGAUCUGGCCGGCGAGGUGAAGGACGUCACCCACCCAAGUGUGAACAAUCCCGUCCACACUCAAUCGACGAUUGACGGUACUGCUUCUAAUGGAGGAACAGGGACAAAUGUGGCUCAAAAGCGGUUCUUUCGGGCAAAUGAGAAGACGCUGAACGUUCUCAUUUCCAAGUGGCUAGUCAGUCAAGAUCUUUCGUACACAGUGUGUGCUUCAAAACCCUUUCACGACGUCAUAAGUUCUGCUACUGGUAAUCCCUCCUACCCGAUUUUGAGCCGUGAAAGACAUGACCGACUACUCAACGGCCAGUUCCAGUUGUUUUGCGACCUUGUUGGUGAUUUCGUGAAUGCUGAGUUCGAGAAAGCCUGUCGACUUAAGUUCUUAAACCUGAUACAUGACAUUUGGACGAGCAGUGGGAAGGAUAGUAUCGUCGGUGCAUCACUAGCAUUUAUCGACAGUUUGUGGAGGUUUCGGUUUAUUGCUGUGCUGGCAACUGUAAAGAACGAUGGCCACAAGGCUCCUGCGGUGGCCAAAGUCAUCGAACGUGACAAUAUCCAAACAACCACAGUCUGGAACGACACUACAGACUCAUGGGAUAAAGUAGUCAAGACGGUCACACCAGGAGGCGCUUUUGAUGAAGGCGGAGCUGUGAUUCAAAAACUGCGGGACUUAAACAACCAUUUCAAGUCUUCAAAGCAGCGCGGUGCAUUAAAGAAAAUCCAGGAAGCUCUGUCCUAUCCGGAGCUCGAUCCAAUGACAGACAAGGAUGUACGUGUCGCCUACACUUGCAAAGUUAUUCGUCGAUCAGUGGUCAACUACUCAGCCUACGAAGCCAUCUUCCAGUCCACGAAAGAUUCGACGAGCGUGUGGACGGCGCUUUCUUCGAUGGACUGGUUGCUUGCAGUUGAGAUGGAGGCAGUUACCAGUUUUGUAGCUCGUCUUGCAUUGGUAGAAGCUCAAAGUGAGAAUCUGGUCUCGUCAUACAUGGGUUUUUUUCGCCGCCUCGCUGAAAAGAAGCUCAAGUCAUAUAAAUUCGAUGCUAUGGCCAUAGAACCAUCCCGCGCGAAAGAAGCAAACGAAGAUAGUCACCGACGGUAUGUAAAGACGCAGGCUCAAUUCUUCGGUCCUGGAAAAACAUGCCUGCGACGUACACUGCUUCAACUGCAGGCACGCUUCCCCAGAGUCACGAAAGAGGCGAUGCUGUGCGUUUUGUUAGACCCGCGGACGAAAUCGAGCGCAAAGAAACUGGCCGCCGACAGUAGCAUUCCGCGCAAGGAAGAGAAGGCGGUUUACAAAGAUAGCUACGACUUCUUGCGAGAUGAGCACCGGCAAGUAUUCGCGCAGAUGUCUAAGCAAGGCAAAAUUCCAAUGUCGCAACAGGCUUCGUCUCAAAGCAGUAUGUUCAGUCAGGAAUCAACGUCACCAUCAUCCUCGCCGUCAUCUACGGGCUGGGAUGACGAAGACGAGCUUCUACUUGGAGCUCCGAUACGGGCCCGCAAGACCAGGGAGGAGGUGAAAGAGUCUGAAGUAAAUGCGAGAGUAGACGCAGUCGUGAAAGAUUGGCUUGAACUCGAACCCGAGUGGCUAGAGGUUGCACAACAGCAGAACCCUGACAUGUCGAAAGAAGACCUGUCUAAAGACAUGACGACAGAUUCGCACAACGGAAUGUGCUGGGCACUGCUCGGUCUGUACAAACACGUGGACGUUUUAAGGUGGUUUCGUGAAGAAGGAGAGUUCCUGUUUCCCUCAAUUGCGCUGCUUGUGCGCAUUCAUCUCGGGAAAGUCUCCUCGUCAGCGUUCCAGGAGAGGUUGUUUUCAACUGGAGGAAAAGUAAUGGGGCCUCUUCGAACCCGGACGGACAGCAGACGAGCGGAAAAGCAGCUACUUCUCCGUCACAAUCGAGAGGAGAUCACGAACUUGAAGCACGAUGCUCGCAACGCUAUCGAGCCCAAAGUAGUACUUUGA